GGUGAAAACAGCAAUAAAAAGGAGCGCGUGUCUGUGUUUGUGUAUGUGUGAGAGAUCUCCCAACCAGAUGAGCAGACGCUAGGCAACCGUGGGAACACAAGACGAGCGACGUGAAUGAACUGCAAGUAAGUUGCAGCCAAGCAAGCAGAAACUACCUGGAAGCCCAUCCUUCAACCAUCAGAACCAAUCGGCAGUUCUUCAUCUGACCAACGGAGCCAGGUAUUUCCGGGGAAAGCAUCAAUAAUCAGGACCUCUUCCACCGCUCACCUAGCCAGCCAGCCAGCCAGCCAUGUCUCUUACUGUGAAGGACAAGACCCGGGUCAGGCUGGUGUUCCUGGGGGCAGCCGGCGUGGGCAAGACGGCCCUGAUCCACCGCUUCCUGCAGGACACCUUCGAGGUCAAGCACCGGCGCACGGUGGAGGAGCUGCACAGCAGGGAGUACGAGGUAGACACCGGCGUCAAGAUCAUCGUGGAGAUCCUGGACACCAGCGGCAGCUACUCCUUCCCGGCCAUGCGCAAGCUCUCCAUCCAGAGCGGCGACGCCUUCGCGCUGGUCUACGCCGUGGACGACCCCCUGUCGCUGGAGGCCGUCAAGAGCCUGCGCGACGAGAUCCUGGAGGUGAAGGGCGACAAAGAGGCAGCCAUCGUGGUGGUGGGCAACAAGACGGACCGCGAAGCAGAGCGUAGCGUGUCUCACAAAGAGACGUUGGCCACGGUGGAGCUGGACUGGAACCAUAGCUACGUGGAGGCGUCGGCCAAGCAGAACGCCAACGUGUUGGAGGUGUUCCGGGAGCUGCUGCAGCAGGCGCACCUGCCCAGCCGGCUGAGCCCCGCCCUGCGGCGCCGCAGGGAGACCAUCCCCAAGGACGGCAGCUUCAGACCCCCCAUGAACAAGACCAACAGCUGUGUGGUGUCCUGAUGUUGACGAGGGGGAGGAAGUAGUGGGGCAUAGCAUGGGAAAGGGAAAGGUGUAGUUAGUGAGGCGCGAGAGGGUUGGAGGAAGUGAGGGCUGUUGCACAGGACUGGAGAGGAGGGGUAAUACGGACUUGAACUCCUUUUGGUACUGAUGAAUAUAUGAUCGAUUGAUGGAGAGAAACGAAACCGGGUGUUUCCUGACACUCGAAUGCACUUUUUGAAAUCAUCGAUUCAAAAAUAGGGAAGUUUAUUAAAAUUAGCCAAAGGUAAACGCGCAUAUCAGUUUGGAGGUCAUGAUGUAGAAGGAGAUACACCGAAGUGAAUACGUCUUAUUUGUAUGUUGCUGCUUAUUGGGAAACAGAGCGACGAUGGUCGCAUCAGGACGUAUACUUUUCACUUUACAAAUGGUAUUUGCCAAGGCAUUGCGACUGUUGCAAAAUUAAUUGUUUCCUCUUCGCAAUUUAGAAAUUGUAUAUAAAUGUGUUGGCUGAUUGCCAAACCUUAUUUGUGAUAUUGGAAAUUCAUGAUUUUACAUAGUUUGUAUUUCAAUUUUCUGUGUCAUUGUUUUUAUUUACUUUAAGUAUUUUUUUAUUGAAUUAAAUGUUUAGUGUAUAAUAAACGUUUGUCAUAAUGA
Molecule: messenger RNA, 1549 nt
Organism: Gadus morhua (Atlantic cod)
Lineage: Eukaryota; Metazoa; Chordata; Actinopteri; Gadiformes; Gadidae
Gene: rasd4
Product: rasd family member 4
Exons: 2
Coding region: 290-919 (209 amino acids)
Molecular function (GO): GTPase activity; GTP binding
Source: RefSeq, a predicted model, not a curated record